CAUGCCUGUUUUGACGACAUGCUCCCCUGACCUUGGAGCCUCCUUCGGACCGGACGACCAUCACAGGCCAAUCGACUGACGGCGGUAUCAAUAUGCAACACUAUCAGAGGAUAUAUAAAAGGCCUGGUGUUGCCCCUCAACGUUGACCACCAAGCAACUCGACACCCACACAUCAACAUGGUCGCUUUCUCUUCCAUUCUUCUUGCUCUCGGUGGCGCUACCGCAGCGCUCGCCUCCCCUCUAAGCCUCAUCCUCGAGGCCGAAGCUAGAGACGAGUCUGGCAAUCUUUCUGCCAGGGCCACGCCUGCCGGCACCGGCACCCACAACGGCUUCUUUUAUUCCUUCUGGACUGAUGGCAAGGGCAGUGUGACGUACAACAACCUUGAUGCCGGCAAGUACGACGUGCAAUGGAGCAAUGUCGGCAACUUUGUCGCCGGCAAAGGAUGGAACCCUGGUGCCGAGCGUGUCGUGACCUACAGCGGCACCUGGAACGCCGGCAACGUCAACUCGUACAUUUCACUCUACGGCUGGACUCGCAACCCACUGAUUGAAUACUACAUCGUCGAAGCCUAUGGCUCGUACAACCCUUCUUCUGCUGCUCAGAAGAAAGGCAGCGUCACCUCCGACGGUGGCACAUACGAUAUUCUCCAGACGACAAGGACUAACCAGCCUUCCAUCGACGGGACCAAGACGUUCCAGCAGUUCUGGUCCGUCAGGACUAGCAAGCGUGUUGGCGGCACCAUUACUGUCAAGAACCAUUUCGAUGCGUGGGCGAAGUUUGGCCAGAAGCUUGGUACGCAUAACUACCAGAUUCUUGCGACCGAGGGGUACGGAAGUAGCGGAUCUGCUAGCAUUACUGUUGACGGCCCAUAAGCACUAUUUUAUUGUGAAAUAGGGCGCCGAUGCUGCUUUGAAUACUGAAAAGCUUGAACGAGGGGGCGGUGCGCGAAGUG
Messenger RNA from Cucurbitaria berberidis CBS 394.84, 953 nucleotides. RefSeq names its product glycoside hydrolase family 11 protein. The transcript has 3 exons. The record is from RefSeq and is a predicted model, not a curated record. Bases 178 to 873 code for a protein of 231 amino acids. NCBI's taxonomy places the organism in Eukaryota, Fungi, Ascomycota, Dothideomycetes, Pleosporales, Cucurbitariaceae. Gene Ontology annotation, biological process: xylan catabolic process. Gene Ontology annotation, molecular function: hydrolase activity, hydrolyzing O-glycosyl compounds.